AUGCCCAACGAAACAAUUCAGGAGGUGGCUGUCUUGCAGCAGCCAGCGCACCUGGAGGAGCAGCAGCGUGACGCGCCGCCAUUGUCGGCGCACGAACAGCCCAGCGCCAGCUGCAGCGUGCGUUGCUUCAGCGAAGUCACACCGUCCGAUGGCCGCUUGGACUUCCAAAUCAUUGAUCUAGGGCGGCAGCUGUACGUGUGGGUGGCGGUUGGCGGCGCGAAGAUGAGCAACCUAAGUUUCAGCAUCCAAGCGCCCCAG
This is a messenger RNA of Monoraphidium neglectum, 258 nucleotides long. RefSeq lists its product as hypothetical. The record is from RefSeq and is a predicted model, not a curated record. The annotation marks the transcript as partial. The transcript has a single exon. NCBI's taxonomy places the organism in Eukaryota, Viridiplantae, Chlorophyta, Chlorophyceae, Sphaeropleales, Selenastraceae.